Messenger RNA from Mugil cephalus (flathead mullet), 2683 nucleotides. RefSeq names its product 14-3-3 protein beta/alpha-1-like. NCBI's taxonomy places the organism in Eukaryota, Metazoa, Chordata, Actinopteri, Mugiliformes, Mugilidae. Gene Ontology annotation, biological process: signal transduction. The coding region runs from base 168 to 902 and encodes 244 amino acids. The transcript is spliced from 6 exons. The record is from RefSeq and is a predicted model, not a curated record. Gene Ontology annotation, cellular component: cytoplasm.
UGCAUUACGUAAGGCAGAUGUGUGGUGCAAAAAAGAGGAAACAGAAGUGCCAAUGUAGCGGAAGUGGUACUGCCCUGAACGAUACGCCGAGCGAGACGGAGGACGGAGACUGAAUCGUCCAGAGAGAGAAAAAAAGAAGGAUUAAAAGUCACCGAUAUUUCUAGAAAAUGGAUAAGAGCGACCUGGUACAGAAGGCCAAGCUUGCCGAGCAGGCUGAGCGCUACGAUGACAUGGCCGCAGCCAUGAAGUCGGUGACGGAGCAAGGUGGAGAGCUGUCAAAUGAGGAGCGCAACCUUCUCUCUGUUGCCUACAAGAAUGUGGUAGGGGCACGCCGCUCAUCCUGGCGUGUUAUCUCCAGCAUUGAGCAGAAGACCGAGGGUAACGACAAAAAACAGCAGAUGGCACGCGAAUACCGGGAGAAGAUAGAAUCUGAGCUGCAGGAAAUCUGCCAUGAUGUGCUCGGGCUACUGGACAACUUUCUCAUUGCCAAUGCGACUUCUGCUGAAAGCAAGGUGUUCUAUCUGAAAAUGAAAGGCGACUAUUAUAGAUACCUGUCUGAGGUUGCAUCUGGGGAUACUAAGAAGGAUACAGUGGAGAAUUCCCAGCAGGCGUAUCAGCAAGCUUUCGACAUUAGCAAGGGGGAGAUGCAGCCAACACACCCUAUCAGGCUUGGCCUGGCUCUCAACUUCUCAGUCUUCUAUUAUGAAAUCCUCAACAACCCGGACAAGGCCUGCAGCCUGGCUAAGACGGCAUUCGAUGAAGCCAUCGCCGAACUUGACACUUUGAACGAGGAUUCUUACAAAGACAGCACCCUGAUCAUGCAACUACUAAGGGACAACCUGACUCUGUGGACAUCAGAAAGCCAGGCAGAUGAGGGAGAGACCGGAGACGGGGAAAACUAAUGGAAUUGCACUGUUAAUCCACCUACACUCUUAUCUUAAACACAGACAGCUUAUAUACAUCCCCCUCCACUCCAUCAGCCCCUCCCACUUCUGUAUGACAAGCAGCCUGAAUUGCUCCUGACCAACUAGUUUACCCCUCUCAGUUCACUGUGAGGUGACAGGGUAAUUUUCAGUUGUUAGCAGAUUCAGUCACUUUGUGGAAACAUGUUGUAUUGAUUAGUGAGUCCAUGUUGCUGUUGUUUUUGUUGGCUUUGUGUGUAGGUUUGUAUGUAGUGCGUGAGCAAGUGCGAAUGGUUGUGAAAGAUUGUGCGUAUGGUCUGGGGGGGAGGGGGGUGUUGUGAAUUUUAAUCGUCCUUCCAAAUUCCCUUGUCCCAGCUAGUUUGUUGUGCAUUUUUCAUCCCUCUUUUGUUACUUUUCUUAUUUGUGAUUCCUCAUGAUAUUACUGGUUUUAUUGUAUGGUAAUUAAACUGGCAGUUGAUUUCCACCAAACACUGUGACGGUAGGCGCUCCAUUUACUUCACAACCCCAAAAAAACAGUUCUGUGUUUGAAACUUCCAGACACACAAAUGUUCGAAUAACUGCAAUUCUGCUGUGGGCUCAUACAGAAAGGAGGCAGGCUGUAUUGUGACACUGACAUCUUGGUGUAAUGCUCCUUGAUCAUGUUCACAAAUUCACAGUUUUAAGGGACCCCUUAAAUUGUCAUGUUAAAUUUCUUCAGACAUUUGACAUUCCACAUCAUUAGGCUUUCGGAAAAAGGCAAGUGCGCCUUUUUGUUUUUUGAAGUAUGGAUUGUCAUUGUAGUUUUACUCACUGUGCUGCUUGACCUCAGUACAAUGAAAACUUUAUGUGCGUAAAUGUGGUUUCAUGUAUUUUGCAAGAUUGACUAUCAUCUGUAUGUAAAACCUAAAGUAACCUUUUAUUGAUGUUAAUUGAAAAUGUCUUACCACACUGUAUCAACCCUGCUUGCAAAAUAUUCCUCUUAAAGCGGUUGUUUUAUCCCCCCAAAAAGUUUUCGUGCCUGGCUUUCUCUUGCAGCCUUUUUAUUUUAUUUUUUAUAUAUAUACAUAUAUAUAUGUGUGUGUGUAUAUAUAUAUAUAUAUAUGUAUAUGGGUGGCAGCAUUCGCUUGUUGUUUGAAAUCUCAGAGAACGAGUUAGACCACACAAAAAAACUGCUAAAUGGUUUUUCUUUUAUUUUUAAACCCACAUGCGUCACUCUGCUGUUGAACAUAGCCGGUGAGAAUGAUCGCCUCAAAAUGUCAGGUGUGUUUUGAAGGUGGAGAAACCCAUUUCAUCACUUUGGAAAGAAGCUCAGUGUCACAAUACCAUUUAUCACCACUACAUUCCACAUUAUUGUAGUUGAAGACACCAUUCCACAUUAUAGCUGACGGUCUGUUUACUCUGACAAUGCUCCAAUGAAUUGAAAUAACUUUUCUGUUUGAAAAAAAAAUCAUGUCAGUUUAUUAUUAUGCUUGAUGAAAAUGCAGUUAGUGAAUGUGGAACGAAGCCUGUCUGUAUAUCAGGUAUCUACUUGCUUUGUUUUUACUGACAAGUCUUAUGGCUAAAAAUUUGCUUCUGUAACAGUCUAUUACCCAGUGCACACACGUGGUUGUGAAAAUUUAGAGUAGCUAUAAAAAGCAGUGACGAAGUGGAGAUAAACAAUGGUUGGUGUAAUUCUAGCUUUGUGUUUAUGUAUCUUAAAACCAUUCUAGUUUCACUAUACAUGUAAGAAAUAGGAAAAGUGUCAAAGACCAUUCAGUGAAAUAAAGUUUCGUUUAAGAUAA